UGUAUAUGAGCGCACGCGGCGGGAUCUUAUUCCCUUUUAGCGCCAUCAGAGCGGGAGUCUCACCGUUUCACCGCCGCCUCACAGACAUCCACACAUCGGGCUCUCGGAAACAACACAAACGGUGAAACAUGGCAGAUCUUGACAAUAAAGACCAGGCUGAAAUGGACCCAGCAGAUAUGGAGGAUGUUGAAGAGGAGGAGGAAGAUGCCGGGGAAGACAACAGUAAAGCACGUCAGCUGACGCGGCAGAUGAUGCAGAAUCCUCAGAUUCUGGCGGCGCUGCAGGAGAGGCUGGAUGGACUCGUAGGAUCUCCCUCAGGAUACAUGGAGAGUUUACCAAAGGUGGUGAAGAGACGUGUUAAUGCACUUAAGAACCUCCAGGUCAAAUGUGCCCAUAUCGAAGCUAAAUUCUAUGAAGAAGUCCACGAGCUGGAGCGAAAAUAUGCUGCUCUUUAUCAGCCUCUGUUUGACAAGCGGAGUGAGAUCGUCAGAGCGGCAUACGAACCCACAGAUGAAGAGUGUGAGUGGAAGCAAGAUGAGGAGGAAGAGCUGACAGUAAGUAAGCAGGAGGAAAUGAAGGAAAAGGCCAAAGUGGAGGAGGAGAAGAAAGACGAGGAGAAGGAAGAUCCCAAAGGCAUCCCAGAGUUCUGGCUCACAGUUUUCAAGAACGUGGACCUUCUCAGUGAAAUGUUGCAGGAACAUGAUGAACCCAUCCUGAAGCACUUACAAGACAUUAAAGUCAAAUUCUCUGACGCCGGACAGCCCAUGAGUUUCUCAUUAGAGUUUCACUUUGAGCCCAAUGAUUUCUUCACAAACACAAUCCUGACAAAGACCUACAAGAUGCGGUCUGAGCCGGACGAGUCGGACCCCUUCUCUUUCGACGGGCCGGAGAUCAUGGGCUGCACAGGCUGCACGAUCGACUGGACUAAGGGCAAGAACGUCACAUUGAAAACCAUCAAGAAGAAACAGAAACACAAGGGUCGUGGCACAGUGAGGACGGUCACCAAGACAGUUCCCAAUGAUUCAUUCUUCAACUUCUUCUCUCCGCCUGAAGUUCCAGAAAGCGGUGAACUGGAUGAAGACUCAGAGGCAGUUUUAGCAGCAGAUUUUGAGAUUGGUCACUUCAUCCGUGAGCGUAUUGUUCCCAGAGCUGUGCUGUAUUUCACUGGAGAGGCCAUUGAAGACGACGAUGAUGACUAUGAUGAGGAGGGAGAGGAAGCGGAUGAUGAGGAGGGUGAAGAAGAGGCAGAUGAAGAGAACGAUCCAGACUAUGAGCCCAAGGUUUAAGUGGUGUCUGUAGUAACCCUGUCCCGAAGGACGCCAAUCCCCCAGAGGAGUGCAAACAGCAGUGAUGGCGGCGCCGGCUCCUUCAGGAUCCCCCUACACUGUAACGGCUUCAACAACAACAACACAUAGUUACUUACCGCCUUACAAUGUUUUGUAUUUUUCUUGGUAGAAAUAAUUGAAUAAAUAAAAUACAAAGGGUUUUGAGAUUUUUGUUACAAAAGAAAAAGAUGAAAAAGCACCUCCUAAUCAUCGGGAGCCACAGCUCAUAGUAUUUUACUAGACUGGUUUCUCUUCCGUUUCCCUAUUAUCAUUUCUUCCCCCUCUCUGUAUAAAUAGUUAGACUGCAGUAAAUCCCUCGAAGCAUGACACUCGUUUCUUCACUGCUAAACUAGUUGGGUUCUCGUGAAGUCUUCUUUUGUAUUGCUCUUAGACAACAGCUGUGGAAAGACUGUCCGCUUUACAGGAAAGCAACCAAAGCAGCGAUGUUCAGUUUUAAACCCUCACAUGCGGUCAGAAUCAGCAGACAUUCCUCAUACCUGUACAUUCCUCAUCAGUAGGCGCUCCGCUGCAUGACUUUCUUUUCCAUGAGCACUUUGUAUUCAUGUAUUGGUAGUUUCUUUUCUUUUUUCCCCUACGAGCGCUUGCAUUCGUCUUCAGGUGCUGCAUGCACUUGAUUAGAGUAGGUUUAGAAUGUGAGCUCCUGAUUGGUUGAUUUCGAGCUCCGCCCCGAUUGAUGCUUAACUCUAGAAUGUGAGCUUCUGAUUGGUUGAUUUCGAGCUCCGCCCCGACUGAUGCUUAACUCUAGACUGUGAGCUCCUGAUUGGUUGAUUGUGAGCUCUGCUCUGAGUGACGUUUUACUCUGGAUUGUGAGCUGCUGAUUGCAAACUUCGCUCUCAGUAAGAUGGAAUGGGAGAUCCUUAUUGGUUAAUUGCGAGCUUUGCCCCGAGUGACAUUUAUCUGCUCUUGGAAUGAGAGCUAGCUCCUGAUUGGUUGAUUGCAAGCUUCAUCUUGAAGUUUUGUCAACUCAGGAAUUCAAUCUCCUGAUUGGUUCACUCCGAGCUCCACCCAAUUGAUUUGACAACGUGAGCUUAUUGGUUGACUCUGAGCUUCACCCCGAGUAAUGUUUUACUCUGUAAAGCAAGCUUCAUAUUGGUUGAUUUGAGAGCUCAACAACAGCAUUGAUUUGAUUUUGAGUGAUUUGUCAACACUGGAAUGGGGUCUCCUGAUUGGUUUGCAAGCUCCACCUUGAAGUUGUCAACUCAGGAAUGUAGUCUCCUGAUUGGUUGACUCUGAGCUCUGCCCAAUUGAUUUGACUACGAAUUCUGAUUGGUUGAUUGAGCUCUACCCUAAAUGUUUUACUCUGGAAUGCAAGCUUCUGAUUGGUUGAUUUGCGAUCUCCACCCACUGUGACGUCGACACUUAAUUCAAGCUUCUGAUUGAUUGAUUUCAAGCUUUGCCCCUGAGUGAUGCGUAACUCCGGAAUGCAAGCUUCUGAUUGGUUGAUUGCUGACUCUCCACCCUGUGUGAUUCGUCUACUCUGGAAUGCAAGCUCCUCAUUGGUUGAUUUUGAGCUCCGCCCUGAGUGAUGUUUGUUGACUCUGUUUGGCAGGCCUAUCACUGUGAAGGGGUGUGUCUGACUUUGUGUAUGAAUGAGUGUGUGUGUGUGUGUGCAUUCAGAGGAAGGUCUCUUCUCCUUCUCUCGUAGCGCAGCCCAGCAGGUCUGAAGCAGAAAGAGCAAUAUUUUCACCUAGAAACCCCCGAGCGCCGCAGUGUCCCGUGUGUGUGUGUCCGGCGCGGUGCACGCGUGUGUAUCGCAGGAUGUCCGGCUCGUCCAUUAGUUGGUCUGGUGAGCGGUUGAAGCAGCAGGGGUCGUUCUGGUUCCCCCUCAGCAGCUGUUGUCAAAGCAAAAUGCCAUGCUACAAAAUACUAAUGUACUCAAUAACUGUACGUGGAUGUAUAUUCAUGAAAAUAAAUUGGUAAAAUGCAA
Messenger RNA from Danio aesculapii, 3273 nucleotides. It is a transcript of the gene nap1l1, whose product is annotated as nucleosome assembly protein 1-like 1. Gene Ontology annotation, cellular component: nucleus; chromatin. The record is from RefSeq and is a predicted model, not a curated record. Lineage: Eukaryota; Metazoa; Chordata; Actinopteri; Cypriniformes; Danionidae. Gene Ontology annotation, molecular function: chromatin binding; histone binding. The coding region runs from base 129 to 1286 and encodes 385 amino acids. Gene Ontology annotation, biological process: nucleosome assembly. The transcript has 16 exons.